This is a messenger RNA of Onychostoma macrolepis, 862 nucleotides long. RefSeq names its product PWWP domain-containing DNA repair factor 4-like. The transcript is spliced from 4 exons. NCBI's taxonomy places the organism in Eukaryota, Metazoa, Chordata, Actinopteri, Cypriniformes, Cyprinidae. The record is from RefSeq and is a predicted model, not a curated record. Bases 28 to 339 code for a protein of 103 amino acids.
AUCAAAGUGGUUCCCCUAAAGCCACGUAUGCCAGUCUACAUGGACAGUGAGCAGCAGUGUGCCAUUCUUUUUGAACACCUCAAAGCUCUGCUACACAAUUGUAAAACUCAACUGAACUUCACAAAUGAAGUGGAGUUCAUUUGUAGUUUUCUUUUUCCUGAGGCCAUCAUUCAUGGCCUAUGUAAGCUGCAAGCAUUAUCCUGGCAGGAGGCUGAGGAGGUGUUCCUUCGUGGCCCUACUUAUCACCCUAGUGAAGUUGAGGAAUUUGACCGGGUGAUUGCAAAAAGAAUGAGAAAAGAAGCAACAUUUGCCUACCAGAAACAAGAUGACAGUGAUUAAGGCGAUCGUUAAAUAAAGUACAGAAUUGUUUAUUAUUGGUGUUUUGUCUAUUAUUUGAGUUUUGCUUCACAUUCAAAAUAUCAAAAAACAGGUUUUGUAAUGUUAGCAUGGUAUAAUGUUAAUUAGACCAUUAUAUGUUGAACUGAAAGAAAAAAUGGAAUUUGAAACAUUGUACAAAAACAAACAUUGUAGCAAUAUAAUAUCACAUAAUAUUUUUCAGAAGAUAGUUCAAUCUGUAUGUGUAUCCGUUACAUCAAUAAUUUCCUUUCAAUUACACCCACGCUCAAAAAAUAAAUACUGGGUAAUUAGUUAGUUUGAGAACACAAUGAUUUUUUUUUUUUGCCACAUGCAUUAAGCAGGGAACGCAAAUAUUUAUUUGGAUAACUUUAAAUAAAAAGAGACCGUAAUACUGCAUUCUAAUGUUUUCAAUGGCAUCUGGGUGCGGUUGGAUAAGGGUGUUAUACGAUCUUCCGAACAGCAGGAGGCGCUGUCUCGAAAAACGAGGGGUCUGAGAAUGCGGGAC